AUGAAGGAAAUUGGGAUGCUAAUGCUAAUGGCAAUUUUUGAGAAAGUGUCAGUAGUUGGGAAAACAAGGGUUGGCAAAGCCCUCAUCAAACCCAUAAACAACAUAUAAUCGAGUCUCUAGAUUUGUAACUGUAAUUGUAUUAACACCUACCCAAGCAACUAACUUUGGAUAAAAUAAUAAUUACCGAGUAGUAAAACAGAUCAAAUCGAGCCCUUCUUCCUUGGAAUUGAAACUUAAAUCCAUUCAUUACAACAACUCAUCCCGAUUGAUCUGUAAAUUAGGACCUACUGAUCAUCAUCAUUCUUAUCAAUCUAGGGUUUUCAUUCGAAUAGUAAAGUAAUCAUAAUAAUGGCAACAAGGAAUAGAACGAUUUUAUUUAGAAAGUAUAGAGAUUCAUUGAAGAGUGUUAGGGGUCCUCCUCCUCCUCCCAAGGGGGUUAUUGAAAUGGGCGUGUUUAAACAGAAUAAUAAUUAUGCUCCUCUUAGUACUUCCGAAGAUCCCGGAACCUCCUCCUCUUCUUCUUCUUCAGUGGCAAUAACAGUGGGACUUCCUCCUGCUUGGGUUGAUGUAUCUGAUGAAAUAGCAGCAAAUGUGCAACGUGCAAGGUCUAAAAUGGCAGAACUAGCCAAGGCUCAUGCCAAGGCUUUAAUGCCAUCAUUUGGGGAUGGUCGGGAAGAUCAACGCAGGAUUGAGGCUCUAACCCAUGAGAUAACUGAUCUUCUAAGAAAGUCAGAAAAGAGAUUAAAGAGAUUAUCUGCUGGUGGGACUUCUGAGGACUCAAAUAUUAGGAAGAAUGUGCAGCGCUCUCUUGCCACUGAUCUUCAGAGCCUUUCAGUAGAACUCCGGAAAAAGCAAUCAACUUAUUUGAAGCGCCUCCAGCAGCAGAAAGAGGGUCCAGAUGGGGUUGAUCUCGAAAUGAAUUUAAAUGGAAAGCAAUCUAGAAGGGAUGACGAUGAGUUUGAUGACUUGGGUUUCAAUGAACAUCAGAUGGCCAAACUGAAAAAAAGUGAGGCUUUCACAGUUGAAAGGGAAAAAGAGAUUCAACAGGUUGUGGAAUCAGUAAACGAGCUGGCACAAAUAAUGAAGGAUCUUUCUGUCCUUGUGAUUGAUCAGGGAACAAUUGUUGACAGAAUAGACCACAAUAUUCAAAAUGUUGCUGCCUCAGUAGAUGAAGGCCUUAAACAGCUUCAAAAGGCGGAGAGAAGUCAGAAAAGAGGGGGGAUGAUAAUGUGUGCUACAAUACUCGUUAUCAUGUGCUUCGUAAUGUUGGUUCUCUUGAUCCUUAAGGAAAUUCUUUUCUGAUCUCAUUUGAUCUCAUUAUUCUUAAGUCUUAUGUUACAAAAUUAUUAUCACGACCCUCUGCUGAAAAAUGCAAAAACACUUGCGUAUAAAUUGUGUUAGAAGAAUGGGAAGUUUUGAACAUUACUGAAGGGUUGCGGUGUUUUCUUUUAUGUACUUCUGACAACUGGAACGGUGUGUGUAUAAUUCAGUGGAAUGACUUGUCCAAUGGUCAUGUAUAGAGGAUCUUAUACCGUAAUUUGCAGAAGAGAUUUUGGUUUGUAAUUUUAGAUAUUAACCGUCUGGAUUUAUUUGUUUAUGUACUGAUUUAUUCAUCAAAUAUAUAAAUGGAGAAGGGUUUAUCAUUAAA
Molecule: messenger RNA, 1648 nt
Organism: Erigeron canadensis
Lineage: Eukaryota; Viridiplantae; Streptophyta; Magnoliopsida; Asterales; Asteraceae
Product: syntaxin-43-like
Exons: 8
Coding region: 349-1302 (317 amino acids)
Biological process (GO): intracellular protein transport; vesicle-mediated transport; vesicle fusion
Cellular component (GO): endomembrane system; membrane; SNARE complex
Molecular function (GO): SNAP receptor activity; SNARE binding
Source: RefSeq, a predicted model, not a curated record